This is a messenger RNA of Kwoniella mangroviensis CBS 8507, 1038 nucleotides long. RefSeq lists its product as uncharacterized. Gene Ontology annotation, molecular function: ATP hydrolysis activity; ATP binding. Gene Ontology annotation, cellular component: cytoplasm. The coding region runs from base 1 to 1038 and encodes 345 amino acids. NCBI's taxonomy places the organism in Eukaryota, Fungi, Basidiomycota, Tremellomycetes, Tremellales, Cryptococcaceae. The transcript is spliced from 6 exons. The record is from RefSeq and is a predicted model, not a curated record.
AUGCCCCAUUCCCUCAGUGAACAGGAAGUAUCAGCAAUCGCAUCUAGGACUCAUGGUUAUGUCGGUGCGGACCUAUCGUCACUUAUAAGAGAAUCAGCUUCAGCAGCUAUUCAGCGAUGGCACUCCUCAAAACCAUCAGAAGGAAGCAAACCGGUUCUUACAAAUGCGGACGUUUUAACUAUCCUACCUACGAUACGACCAUCAGCGAUGAGAGAAGUGUUCCUGGAGACUCCUGCUGUGCGAUGGUCAGAUAUAGGUGGACAAGACGAUGUCAAGCAGAAAUUACGAGAAUGUGUAGAAUGGCCAUUAACACAUCGAGAUACAUUCGCUCGAUUGGGUGUGGAAGCUCCACGAGGUGUCCUGCUGUAUGGUCCACCAGGUUGCAGUAAGACCAUGACGGCGAAAGCUUUAGCCACGGAGAGCGGUAUCAACUUUAUUGCCGUCAAAGGUCCGGAGCUGCUCAACAAAUAUGUCGGUGAAUCUGAAAGAGCAGUUCGAGAAAUCUUCAGAAAAGCCAGAGCUGCGUCGCCAUCGAUCGUCUUCUUUGACGAGAUCGACGCACUCGGAUCGGCCAGAUCAGACGAUCACACCCAUUCUGGUGUACUCACUUCUCUGCUCAACGAGAUGGACGGUAUCGAAGAGCUCUCUGGUGUAACCGUAGUAGCAGCUACCAAUCGGCCAGACGUGCUCGACUCCGCAUUGAUGAGACCCGGCAGAUUGGAUCGAAUCCUCUAUGUCGGUGCGCCUGAUCUGGACACUAGAAAAGAUAUUUUCAGAAUUCGACUGGCUACUAUGGCUGUCGAACCUGGCGUAGAUGUCGAGGAGCUAGCUCGUAUAGCGGACGGCUGCUCGGGAGCUGAGGUAGCUUCAAUCUGUCAGGAUGCUGCAUUGGCAGCUAUGAAUGAAGAUCUCGAUGCGCCUUGCGUCAAGAAAUCGCAUCUUCUCCAUUCGGCUCGAACGGUGAGAAGGAGAAUAACACCAGAUAUGAUAUCUUUCUUUGAAGAAUGGAGGGAUCAAUCGGGAGUGAGGAGUGCAUAG